This is a messenger RNA of Bacidia gigantensis, 1725 nucleotides long. RefSeq lists its product as uncharacterized. The coding region runs from base 1 to 1725 and encodes 574 amino acids. The transcript has 3 exons. The record is from RefSeq and is a predicted model, not a curated record. Lineage: Eukaryota; Fungi; Ascomycota; Lecanoromycetes; Lecanorales; Ramalinaceae.
AUGCCGUCGAUCGUGUCGUCGCCUACUACUGUGGCAUCAGCAACGAUGAAUCCUGUAUUCGCAUCUGCCAGCAAUUACUUCUCAUAUCCGGAGUCUGGCGGCCUGAUGCUCGCCCACAUUGCUCUGAUGACGCUGGGAUGGGUUUUUGUGUUGCCCGUUGCCAUCGUGUUGAAUAUUGCUCAUUCUUCCUUCACCCUCCCCGUUCAACUCUCGUUUUUGGGAUUGCACGGCAUAGCCACCCUGCUCGGGACGAUCUACAAGUACAAGACACCCCAGCUGUACCAACACAAUUCACAUGGACCUAUUGGGUGGAUUGUGACCUGGAUUGUCGUCGCGCAAACCGUCCUGGCAAUAUUCAAACUCGCCGCUGGUCUUCGGUCAAGACCAACAAGCGAUAAGAAUGAGCAAGAGGCGCUCUUACGUAUGACAUCACAGGCUUUGAAGCAACAUGAAGAAGAGCAACCAGCUACUUCAUAUCAGCACAGGUUUUCUGGAGAGGACGGGCCGUUUACAACACCUGAGCAGUCACGAAGCCAGUCUGUUUCCUCUACGGCCACAUAUACGCAGGAAGAGCAGCAGAGGCUUCACGAAUACGAAGCUGAUCAUGCAGCCUUCACUCAACAUGCGGGAAAGGAAGGUCUUCCGGAUAGUAAGAGGGUUGAGCGUGUCGCGACCGCUAUAGCAGGAAAAUUGUCGAAUCCAAUGCUUCGUUUUGUCGAUCUAGCUUCCAACUUCAUAGACCGUGCCAUCCUCGUGAUAGGUUUUAUAGCCUUUGUGAGCGGUGCCGCUGUCUAUGGCGGUGUUUUCCGGGGUAACAGCAUUUUCAAUGGCUUGGCACACGCUAUCAAAGGUGGCAUUUUCUUCUGGUAUGGCCUGCUUACGCUUGGUCGAUGGACGGGAUGCUUUUCUGAGUACGGGUGGGCCUGGAAUGUCAAACCGCCUGCCGGCGUUGUUGGCUCCUGGAAAGCGCGCGUUCCCUCAGCUGAAUUUGUGGAAUCUUUCGUCAUCUUUUUUUACGGAUUUUCUAAUGUCUUCCUGGAGCAUUUGGCCGCAUGGGGUAAAGAAUGGAGUCCAAUGGAUCUCGAGCACAUCUCUAUUACGAUCAUGUUCUUCGGAGGCGGAUUUUGCGGCAUGCUCAUAGAAUCGACGAGGAUAAGAGACUUACUCAACGCUGUGAUGUUGACGUCUCCUGCGGCUCAUGGACCUCAGCAAAUCCAGGAGAGCUUGAAGCCUCCAAAGACAUAUCCAGUCUCAAUGAACCCCCUGCCGGCCUUGGUCAUUAUGUUACUUGGCGUUAUGAUGAGCUCACAUCAUCAACAUUCAACAGUCUCAACCAUGGUCCAUAAACAAUGGGGCACUUUGUUGGUGGGCUUUGCUCUCGCUCGUGGCCUCACCUAUCUUCUGACCUACCUUUCACCUCCUACCUCCUACCUCCCCUCUCGACCCCCGACGGAGCUAAUCUCCUCUUUUUGUCUUAUCUCAGGCGGCAUAAUUUUCAUGGCAAGCAAUCGCGACACUGUAAACUCAAUGGAUGAACACGGUAUUCAUGCCAUGUUUCCCUUCGCGGUCACCAUGGGAUUCACGUCCUUCCUGAUGGCCUGGGCAAUUAUUGUACUAGCCGUCAAAGGAUGGGCUGUGCAGCGAACUCCACAUUAUUUCCAUGGACGUUUCCACAGACUCAACAUCAUCAAGACGAAUAUGACCACCCCCGACUUUAAUUCUUGA